AUGUCCAGACACCGCAUCAAAGAUGUCAGCUACGAUGAGGACGAUUUGUACGACGAAGACGACGGCUACGACUCGGCGGAUCCCGCAGAGCAGGAGUUUGUGCAACAGUGUACGACUGAUGUACUCCAGCAGCUCCGCGCAGGGAACCCGCCAGUGACUGCGACGAAGGAGGAGGUCCAGGAAUCGCUAUGGCAUUAUUAUAAUGAUGUGACGAAGACUGUGAAUUACUUGCGAGGCAAGAAGGCGAAGGAGAUCAAGAAGCAGCAGGCUACUGCGGCAGCCGGUAAGCGCUUUGAUUCCCUCGGGUGUGGAUUAUUCGACGUGUCGUGGCUGGGUUCAGCUGUGGUUGGAGGAAGACGACCCUAUGUGUAUGCAAGCGAUGACGGAUUUACCAUUGGAAAACAAGUGCCGGCAUACCCUGCUCCUUGUCCGCCCUCGACGGCUCAUUUCUCUGCGGCCGAUUUCUUUCGCGACUGUCCCUGGCUCAAUGUUCCUGCGCACCGGAAAGCCGAUAUUCUGGUUGAACCGCUAUGCCCGCGCCUCGGGCUGCUGGGUGGAGCGCCUGAAAGUGGUGGCAAGGUUUCCAAACUUGCUGCGCUAGCUGCAGCUCGCAAGAAGAAAGAAGGCGAGAAGAACGGUGCGACUCCAGUGGCCGAGCCUCUAUCAACCACUCAGCUUGAGAAGACGGAGGUACCGUCGCCUGAGCUGCGGAGCACGCCUUUGUCCAUCCGCGACAGGCUGGCUGCCAACAAUGCAAAAUCACCGAAGCCCGCGGAAGGAAAUGGCGCUCUUCGACGCUUGUCCAAACCGGGCUUAUCAACACCGUCUCCGGCGCGGAAGGCAUCCCCAGACAAGAGCCAGCCUGCUGCACCAUCCAUGCCACCACCGAUACAGGGGACUGAAGUGCCGUCCGAAGAGGAACUAGAAGACAAGAAGCCAAAGAUUGAUAUUCGUGCCUCGCCAUCCACGUUUGCCAGCACUAUUGUCGGCACGACCGCGUCUCCAACGCCUGAGCCUAGCCACUUGCACUCGAACGGCGUGGAUUUACUGAGGAUCUACGGACAAAACCAUGCUGAACCCUUUGACUUUGCAGGCCCGAGCCCGGACGACGUCGUUCUGAAUGCACAGAACACCGCGAAAGGAUUCAAAUCAAAACCGUCGGCAUCCAAAACCGGCGGCAACACAAAGUCCCAGGGCGAUCUAGCAGGUGGCUUGAGCAAUUUGACUGUCGAGGAGAAAGUGACGAUAAAGAGCAAGAAUCUGGAUGUCUUGGAGGAGUAUAAGAAGUCUACUCGGAAGAAGUCCGCCAAUUUUGUAGUGAUUGGUCAUGUCGACGCUGGAAAGAGUACUCUAAUGGGACGGUUAUUGGCGGAUCAAGAGGCGAUCGAUCAACGAACGUUGGACAAGUAUCGGCGUGAGGCCGAGAAAAUCGGAAAGGGCUCUUUUGCCCUCGCCUGGGUGUUGGAUCAAGGCUCAGAAGAGCGAGCACGAGGUGUCACGAUCGACAUUGCCACCAACAAGUUCGAGACGGACAGCACGGCCUUUACGAUUGUUGAUGCCCCAGGCCAUCGCGACUUUGUGCCGAACAUGAUCGCAGGCGCCAGUCAAGCAGACUUUGCGGUGCUGGUGAUCGACUCGAGCGUAGGCAAUUUCGAGUCGGGCUUGAAAGGUCAGACUAAGGAGCAUGCCUUGCUUGUGCGCAGCAUGGGUGUUCAAAAGAUCGUUGUUGCAGUGAACAAGAUGGACACCGUCCAGUGGGACAAGGGCCGCUUCGAGGAGAUCGAGCAGCAGAUCUCGUCGUUCUUGACGACUGCCGGGUUCCAAGCUAAGAACAUCUCGUUCGUGCCCUGCUCUGGUGUCCAGGGCGAUAACAUCAGCCGGCGAAGCGAGGACCCGCACGCCUCGUGGUAUACAGGCCCGACAUUGAUCGAGGAGCUGGAGAUCUCUGAGCCCUACACGCACGCACUCGACAAGCCACUACGCAUGACUAUUGGUGACGUCUUCCGAGGCGGCGUGCAGAACCCUCUCUCCAUCUCCGGGCGCCUAGAUGCGGGUAGUUUACAGACGGGCGACCAAAUCCUCACGAUGCCCAGCGGCGAAACGGCCACGAUCCGCAGCGUCGAGGUAGACAGCGAGCCGAGCGACUGGGCCGUCGCGGGCCAGAAUGUCGUCCUGAACUUGGCGAAUAUCGACCCGAUCCAUUUACGCUCCGGUGACGUUGUGUGCCGGGCGUCCGCGCCCAUCGCCACCAUCACUAGCUUCACCGCCAAGGUGCUCGCCUUCGAACACCUCAUGCCUAUGAUGGUGGAUGUGCACCGCGGCCGGCUUCAUGUUCCCGGCCGUAUCAGCAAGCUGGUGGCCGCUCUCGAUAAAUCCUCCGGUGCUGCUCUGAAGAAGCGGCCGAAGAUCGUUGGCCCUGGCACCGUGGCUCGGGUGGUGGUCGAGAUGGACCAGGCGGUGCCGUUGGAAGCGCCGACGCGGAUUGUGCUCCGAGCCGGUGGUUCGACGGUGGCGGCUGGGUUGUUAGAAUAA
Penicillium riverlandense is the source of this 2532-nucleotide messenger RNA. RefSeq names its product putative translation elongation factor EF-1 subunit. Gene Ontology annotation, molecular function: GTPase activity; GTP binding. The record is from RefSeq and is a predicted model, not a curated record. The coding region runs from base 1 to 2532 and encodes 843 amino acids. Gene Ontology annotation, biological process: translation. Lineage: Eukaryota; Fungi; Ascomycota; Eurotiomycetes; Eurotiales; Aspergillaceae. The transcript is spliced from 5 exons.